Molecule: messenger RNA, 285 nt
Organism: Dictyostelium discoideum AX4
Lineage: Eukaryota; Evosea; Eumycetozoa; Dictyosteliales; Dictyosteliaceae
Exons: 3
Coding region: 1-285 (94 amino acids)
Source: RefSeq, a predicted model, not a curated record
AUGACAGUUAAACUAAUAAUUUUACAUCCAAAAGAAUAUAUAAUUGAAGCAGGAAAAUCACAAAAAAAUGUUAAAACCAAUCCAAACCCAUCAGCGACAUCAAUUAACAUAGAAAAUUUGAGUAAAAGUGAUGAUGGAAGAAUUAGAAUUAUUUCAACAUCAUUCCCUAUGGAAGAGGAUUUUAUUUCUCCUAUUUCCAAAAUAACCAUUAAAAAAAAAUAUAAUAAAAAUCCAAUUGAAAUAAUGAAUUUAGGUACAACAGUUUUAAAAAUAUCAAUUGAAUAA